Messenger RNA from Suillus plorans, 264 nucleotides. RefSeq lists its product as uncharacterized. The transcript is spliced from 3 exons. NCBI's taxonomy places the organism in Eukaryota, Fungi, Basidiomycota, Agaricomycetes, Boletales, Suillaceae. The record is from RefSeq and is a predicted model, not a curated record. The coding region runs from base 1 to 264 and encodes 87 amino acids.
AUGGACGUCAGUAACGACGACGACAACAACAACACCUUAUUCGAUACUGGCGAUUCACUUGGCAAAGCUCUUGCCCUCAUUGAGCAGAUCCGAAAGUCCCCUCAAGCUCGCGCAUUUUUCUGUAAGGCUUGCAAAGAGGAAAACAUACCUGAACUUGAGUUGUUGCAAUGGAUCCGGACUCGCUGGGCGUCGCUAUAUAAAUGCCUGGACCGCAUGUUGCUCUUGCGUCAAGCCAUAAACCGUUUCACCAACCUUGCCGAAUGA